Messenger RNA from Macaca mulatta (Rhesus monkey), 2567 nucleotides. NCBI's taxonomy places the organism in Eukaryota, Metazoa, Chordata, Mammalia, Primates, Cercopithecidae. The record is from RefSeq and is a predicted model, not a curated record.
UCCUCGGAGCUCGCCCGCGGACUCCCCACCCCGUUCCGCGCCCUUUGCCCUUCCCCGCAUCCAGUCCUCUUUCUUCCGUUGCUCCAGGAGCCCUCGGGACUGUUCCUCCUUUUGGAACGGGAAGGACUGCGGAGGCCUAGAGAGGGAAGGGAGACGACCGCUAUUCGUGCACAUCCCAGACUAGAACCUUGCGUGCCUUCCUUUCACUCUCUCAGUUCCUCCAGAUCCAGCUGGUGCCCUCGCCUGACGUUAGAACGACCACCGGCUCACCUCCUCCCUUUUGCGCGUUGAUUCUUCAGACUUCGAAAGGCCCACUGGUGCUGCUGCUGCCUCCACUGUACUCAGACCCGGGUAGCACAAGAUUGUCCAUCCUCCAGCAGUUCAGUGCAACGGUGUGAACUCAGCCUGUUUCAGAGCCUCCCCACCAUGACCUCCAAGAAGCUGGUGAACUCGGUGGCUGGCUGUGCUGAUGACGCCCUUGCUGGCCUGGUGGCCUGCAACCCCAACCUGCAGCUCCUGCAGGGCCACCGCGUGGCCCUCCGUUCUGACCUGGACAGCCUCAAGGGCCGGGUGGCACUGCUAUCGGGUGGGGGCUCUGGCCAUGAGCCUGCCCAUGCUGGUUUCAUAGGGAAGGGGAUGCUGACCGGGGUCAUCGCAGGAGCCGUAUUCACCUCCCCAGCAGUGGGCAGCAUCCUGGCAGCCAUCAGGGCAGUGGCCCAGGCUGGCACAGUGGGGACCCUCCUCAUCGUGAAGAACUACACUGGGGAUCGGCUCAACUUCGGCCUGGCCAGGGAGCAGGCCCGGGCUGAAGGCAUCCCGGUGGAGAUGGUGGUGAUCGGGGAUGACAGCGCCUUCACCGUCCUGAAGAAGGCAGGCCGGCGGGGGCUGUGUGGCACGGUGCUUAUACACAAGGUGGCAGGUGCUCUGGCUGAGGCAGGUGUGGGGCUGGAGGAGAUCACAAAGCGGGUGAACGUGGUCGCCAAGGCCAUGGGUACCCUGGGGGUGAGCUUAUCCUCCUGCAGCGUCCCUGGUUCCAAACCCACCUUCGAGCUCUCGGCCGAUGAGGUGGAGCUGGGCCUGGGGAUCCACGGGGAAGCUGGUGUGCGCCGGAUAAAGAUGGCAACUGCUGAUGAGAUUGUGAAACUCAUGCUCGACCACAUGACAGACACCACCAAUGCGUCCCAUGUGCCUGUGCAGCCCGGCUCUUCAGUUGUGAUGAUGGUCAACAACCUGGGUGGCCUGUCAUUCCUGGAAUUGGGCAUCAUAGCCGAUGCUGCCGUUCGCUCCCUGGAGGGCCGCGGGGUGAAGAUUGCCCGUGCCCUGGUGGGCACCUUCAUGUCAGCACUGGAGAUGCCUGGCAUUUCUCUCACCCUCCUGCUGGUGGAUGAGCCUCUCCUGAAACUGAUAGAUGCUGAAACCACUGCAGUAGCCUGGCCUAACGUGGCCGCAGUCUCCAUUACUGGGCGGAAGCGGAACCGGGUAGCCCCUGCCGAGCCCCAGGAGGCCCUUGAUUCCACUGCUGUAGGAGGCUCAGCCUCGAAGCGGAUGGCGCUGGUGCUGGAACGGGUGUGCAGCACCCUCCUGGGCCUGGAGGAACACCUGAAUGCCCUGGACCGGGCUGCUGGUGAUGGCGACUGUGGCACCACCCACAGCCGUGCGGCCAGAGCAAUCCGGGAGUGGCUGAAGGAGGGCCCACCCCCUGCCAGCCCUGCCCAGCUGCUCUCCAAGUUGUCUGUCCUGCUCCUGGAGAAGAUGGGAGGCUCAUCUGGAGCGCUCUAUGGCCUGUUCCUGACUGCAGCUGCCCAGCCCCUCAAGGUCAAGACCAGCCUCCCAGCCUGGUCUGCUGCCAUGGAUGCCGGCCUGGAAGCCAUGCAGAAGUAUGGAAAGGCUGCCCCAGGGGACAGGACUAUGCUGGAUUCUCUGUGGGCAGCAGGGCAGGAGCUCCAAGCCUGGAAGAGCCCAGGAGCCGAUCUGUUGCAAGUCCUGACCAAAGCAGUCAAGAGUGCCGAAGCUGCAGCGGAGGCCACCAAGAAUAUGGAAGCUGGAGCCGGAAGAGCCAGUUAUAUCAGCUCAGCACGGCUGGAGCAGCCAGACCCCGGGGCAGUGGCAGCUGCUGCCAUCCUCCGGGCCAUCCUGGAGGUCUUGCAGAACUAGGAUGUGUGACUGCCUCCCUUGGCCUCAGCUCCUCUCACUGCUGUGCUGAGGUGGCCUUUGGCACUUCUUUCUGCCUUCCAACCGUCACUUUCCCCUGGCCUGGCUCCAUUGGCCCACCCUCUAAGUUGAGCAGGAAAUCCUCCACCAAGCUUCCAGAACUACAGACAGCACCCAGAGCGAGCUGGAGUGGGUCCCCGUGCCUCUCCAGCAUGCCCUUUCCCUUUGUGAGAGGGUGGAGUCCCUGGGUCAUGCCCUCCCCUGCCAGUUCUGGGCUUCAGAGAUAAGGCAUUUUCCUUGUGCAGCCUUUAUCUGGCAAUCCUGUUUUAAGACUCUCUGUGAAAUGCCUUCUGCACCUUAAUCCCAAUGAGCAUGGAAAAGAAAGUUAAUAAACUAUAAUACAUGGAAGCAAGAAA